Gigantopelta aegis is the source of this 2237-nucleotide messenger RNA. RefSeq names its product zinc finger protein 234-like. Gene Ontology annotation, biological process: regulation of transcription by RNA polymerase II. Bases 169 to 1452 code for a protein of 427 amino acids. NCBI's taxonomy places the organism in Eukaryota, Metazoa, Mollusca, Gastropoda, Neomphalida, Peltospiridae. The transcript is spliced from 2 exons. The record is from RefSeq and is a predicted model, not a curated record. Gene Ontology annotation, molecular function: RNA polymerase II cis-regulatory region sequence-specific DNA binding; DNA-binding transcription factor activity, RNA polymerase II-specific.
GUGGACUUGGUUUGACUUUGGCGUUUUCCUACAGAAUGAUGACGAGUACCAGAGAUGUUUAACAAUAACAGGCCUCGUCAAUAAAGACUGGUGUCCGAGAGGCUUCUAACGAAACAAGACAUUGUGAAACCAAUCAGAACUACGAGGUCCUCUGUCGAAAAAAGCAGCAUGUCAAACAGUGUUGAUAGAUGUGUCGAACGCAAGUCCUCGUCAAAACAUUGUGAAAUCAACCCUGAUCAUUCUUGUGAAAAACCUUUUCAAUGUGGAAUGUGCUUAAAGUGUUUCUCUUACAAGUGUCGCAUUAAGCAGCAUUUGAGGAUCCACGCUGGUGAAAAACCAUAUCAGUGUGAGGUGUGUAGACUGUAUUUUCAUCACAAGCAUUCCUUGGCACGGCAUAUGUUCAUUCACACAGGAGUGAAGACUUUCAAAUGUGAGGUGUGUGCAAAAUGUUUCUCGUUCAGUUCCACCUUGAAAGAGCAUCUGCUCAUUCAUACUGGAGUUAGGCCUUUCAAAUGUGAGGUCUGUUCAAAACGUUUCAUUAACAGUUCUGGUUUAAAACAUCAUAUGCUGGUUCACACUGGUGUUAAGCCUUUUACAUGUGAGGUGUGUGCAAAAUGCUUCUCACAAAAGUCUUCCCUGAAAAGACAUUUGGUGAUCCACACUGGUGUUAAAUCUUUUAAUUGUGAGUUAUGUGCAAAAUGUUUCUCACAAAAUUCUUACUUGAAACAGCAUAUGUCGAUUCACACUGGUGUUAAACUCUUGAAAUGUGACGUUUGUGCAAAAAUUAUUUCUCGCAGUUCAAUGUUGAAAAGACAUAUGCUCAUUCACACUGGAGUUAAGUCUUUCAGAUGUGAGGUCUGUGCGAAACGUUUCUCACUCGGAUCCACAUUGAAAAGACAUAUGCUCAUUCACACUGGAGUUAAGUCUUUCAGAUGUGAGGUCUGUGCGAAAUGUUUGUAUGACAGUUCUAGUUUGAAGCAGCAUAUGCUUGUUCACACUGGUCUUAAGUCUUUUAAUUGUGAGGUGUGUACAAAAUGUUUCUCACAAAAUUCUCAUUUGAAAACACAUAUGUUGAUUCACACUGGCGUUAAGACUUUUACGUGUGAGGUCUGUGCAAAACGUUUCUCUCAGAGAUCCUUGUUGAAAGGACAUAUGCUAGUUCACACUGGUGUGAAGCCCUUUAGUUGUGACGUGUGUGGAAAACGUUUCUCACAGAAGCUGCAGAUGAAAAAUCAUAUGUUGGUUCACACUGGUGUCAAGUCUUUCAAUUGUGAGGUGUGUGGGAAAUGUUUCUCACAGAAGUCGUACUUGAAACAACAUAUGCUAGUUCACACUGGUAUCAAGUGUUUUAGUUGUGACGUGUGUGAAAAAUCCUUUUCACGGAAUUCGAACUUGAAACAUCAUAUGCUGAAUCACACUGGUGCCAAGUCCUUCAAAUGUGAGGUUUGUUAAAAAUCGUUCUCACAAAACUCGUUCUCCAAACGGCAUAUAUUGAUACACACUGGUGUUAAACAUUUCAACAGUCCUAAAGAAAACAAACAUUGAGGGCAGUGUUUACGUAUUCCUAUAACUUAGAUUGUGUGGAGCCAUUUAAAAUAUUUAUUUAUCAUAAUGAUACGAUAUAAAUUUAAAUUCUAAGGGAAACUAGAAGUUACUCGUUUCGAACUAGACAUAGCAGAGUGUUGGAAGUGAGAGUUGUAGCUCCCCUUCAGUGACGAAGUCCGUAAAUAAACAAUUCUAAAACAGGACAAGUCUUAGUUUGAUGAUGGUGGUAUUUUUUGUUGGGUUACUUCUUCUUCUGUUGGGUCACUUGUUCUGACUAAAAGUUAAGUUCUUACUUUAAAUAUUCUGAUGGAACCAAAUAAGGGAACACACAAAAUGUAACAGCAAAUAUGAACUGCAGGCAAACUCCUUCAUCCACUGUUACUGUCAGUUUCAAGGCGUCAAAAUUAGUCCCACGUUGGAUCUCCGAUAUAAGGCCCCUACCAGUGCAACUGAAGGGAACUAUAUAUUUUGUCUCCGUCUUUCUGUUUGUCCCACAUAUAUUUAAAUAAACUUUUUCUCACUAUGUCUCAAGAUAUGGAGCUGAACUGUUUUACACAGCUUUAUUGUGUACAGAACCGGCCUCGGUGGCGUCGUUGCAGGCCAUCGGUCUACAGGCUGGUAGGUACUGGGUUCGGAUCCCAGUCGAGGCAUGGGAUUUUAAUCCAGAUACCGACUCCAAACCCGGAGUGAGU